AUGGCCGCUGUUAUGAUUCCCAUUGACCCGGACAAGAAGGAUGAUGUCUACUACCGAUACAAGAUGCCGGCGCUGCAGUGCAAGGUGGAGAGCAGCGGCAAUGGCGUGAAGACCGUCUUGCCGAACAUUCACGAAGUCUGCGCCGCCAUCAACCGCCCCGAGGAUGUCCUCAUGCGGUUCUUCCAGUUUGACCUUGGCGCGCAGACAACCAUCUCGAAGAAGGAUGACAAGUACCUGAUCAUGGGCUCCCGCCAGGAGGAGCAGAUGCAGCAGUCCGUCUACUCCUUCAUUAAAAAGUUCGUGCUCUGUGGGCAGUGCAAGAACCCCGAGACGGUUGUGCACUACGACGCUAAGAAGAAGUCCGUCACGAAGGUCUGCGGUGCCUGUGGCAAAGAAACGAAAUGGGAGGCCAAUCGCGCGUACACCACGAUGUACAUGUACUACAAGGACCAUCCAGAGGAGGCGACGGCAGGUAAGGGCACGGCGGAGGCGCGGAAAAGGAGCUGCUGCUGCACCGCGCCAACUGCUGCUGCUGCUGCCUCUGCGGAGAAAAAGGCGACGAAGACAGUCAUCGCCGCUUCUGACCUGAAGGACGAUCGCAAGGACCGGUCCAGGUGUUUGUAG
Messenger RNA from Bactrocera neohumeralis, 624 nucleotides. Its product is annotated as eukaryotic translation initiation factor 5-like. Gene Ontology annotation, molecular function: eukaryotic initiation factor eIF2 binding; GDP-dissociation inhibitor activity; translation initiation factor activity. Gene Ontology annotation, cellular component: cytosol. Lineage: Eukaryota; Metazoa; Arthropoda; Insecta; Diptera; Tephritidae. Gene Ontology annotation, biological process: formation of cytoplasmic translation initiation complex; formation of translation preinitiation complex; translational initiation. The record is from RefSeq and is a predicted model, not a curated record.